Nylanderia fulva is the source of this 1252-nucleotide messenger RNA. RefSeq names its product EEF1A lysine methyltransferase 1. The record is from RefSeq and is a predicted model, not a curated record. Gene Ontology annotation, biological process: methylation. Gene Ontology annotation, molecular function: nucleic acid binding; protein-lysine N-methyltransferase activity. NCBI's taxonomy places the organism in Eukaryota, Metazoa, Arthropoda, Insecta, Hymenoptera, Formicidae.
UUGACAGCUGUCAUUUCUGCACAUGCACGGGAAGCGGAAUGCGUUCCGUUUGACGUCACCGAAAAUUUCGGAGCAUUUGAUCGACCAAUUAGAGUGAAGGAAACCUUUGCCCCUUUUUGUUUCGAUUGGUCAUUUUCAAAUGGAACGAUUGCAUUAUGCAACUAACGCCAUUGAUUUUAUUUCUAAAUUUACAGCGUGUGCCAGCCAUGAAAAGAUCCCGACAAAGUUUGCUUCUAUUUAUAUACAUACAUAUAUAUAUGUAUAUAUAAUUUGUAUAUAUAAUUAUUACCACUUCUCUUUGUAAGAGAUUUUAUGUACACAUUUUUUUGUAAAACAAUUAUAUUUUAGAAGGAGAGAAAAGGUUAUUGCAGAGAAAUCUUAAAAGUGGAAAAUUAAAGAGUAGAUUAAUAGUCAAGAAAUUUGGUCUAUAAAUAUAUGCACAAGUCGAUUUUCAUCAUUUUCAUUGAAUAACACAGCAAAUUAAUUAUCUUAAUAAGUAAACGAAAUAUUUCUACACAUUAAUUGUGAACAAUGUGUGAAAGCGAUGAGGAACAACCACAAUUAAGUUCGAGCACGCUUGCUGUACUACAAGAAUUUCUCAAGGAAAAAUACGAACAACAAAAUAAUUUGCUGGAACAUUUAGUUAACAAUAAGGAAGAGCAGAUACCAGAUAUUUUGUUUGAUGAGAAUUGGCAAUUGAGCCAAUUUUGGUACGAUGAUAAAACAAUACAGGCUUUAGUUAGAGGUGCAUUAAAUUCUACACCAGCAAAUGGAAAAAUUGCUUUAAUUUCUUGUCCAACAAUUUACAGUAAACUGAAGAAAGAAUGCGGUAAAAGGCAAGUUGUGCUGUUUGAGUAUGAUAAACGUUUCAAGACAUUUGGCACAGAUUUUAUACAGUAUGAUUACAAAUUGCCUCUAAACGUGCCUAAAAAUAUGUCUAGUCAGUUUGAUUUAGUCAUAGCAGAUCCACCGUUUCUUUCAGUCGAAUGUCUAACUAAAACUGCAGUAACAAUAAAGUUUUUAACAAAGAAAAACAUUGUGCUUUGUACAGGAGCUGUGAUGACAGAAUUGGUGGAAAAACUGUUAGACAUAAAAAAAUGUGACUUUAUUCCAGGUCACAGAAACAAUUUGGCGAAUGAAUUUUGCUGCUUCUCAAAUUUCGAUUUUGAUAAAACUUUGGAAUAAGCGUAAAAUACACAGUAUUAAGUGGAAUAAUUAACAAUAUUAUAUUUUGAGAACAGUACCAAAGAAA